Gasterosteus aculeatus aculeatus (three-spined stickleback) is the source of this 2323-nucleotide messenger RNA. RefSeq names its product coenzyme Q10B (gene coq10b). The record is from RefSeq and is a predicted model, not a curated record. Gene Ontology annotation, biological process: cellular respiration. Gene Ontology annotation, cellular component: mitochondrion. NCBI's taxonomy places the organism in Eukaryota, Metazoa, Chordata, Actinopteri, Perciformes, Gasterosteidae. Gene Ontology annotation, molecular function: ubiquinone binding.
CUGCCGCUUGCUCGACCACCCGGAGAAAUUCGUCAAAGAAAGGCACAAUGGCGAGAGGGAGCCGGAGCCUGAGAAGAGUAGCUGAGUGCAUCAAACAGCUACCUUUAAAAGCCAGCCGAGAAAUACAGACCAAGAACAGCGUGAGAUACCUGUCAUCAUGUGGGAUCCUGAUGACUCGGGCGCCUCCACUGCUGGGCGCCGCCCCGCCGGGGAUCAGCACCACGUUGCCCGCUCGGAGCUUCUUCAACCUGACCGACUCCUUCUCCAAGAGGAAGGAGUACUCUGAGAGACGCAUCAUCGGGUAUUCCAUGCAGGAGAUUUAUGACGUGGUGGCCGGAGUGGAAGACUACCGCCACUUUGUCCCCUGGUGCAAGACGUCCGAGGUGGUGUUCAAGCGAGCAGGAUUCUGCAAGGCCAAACUGUCCGUGGGCUUCCCGCCGGUGAUGGAGAACUACACCUCUCUAAUCACUUUGAUAUGCCCCCACCUAGUCAAGGCUUCCUGUUCGGAGGGCAGACUGUUCAACCACUUGGAGACGGUUUGGCGUUUCAGCCCCGGCCUCCAGGGAUAUCCUCGUACCUCCACUGUGGAUUUCUCCAUAUCCUUUGAGUUUCGCUCCCUCCUGCAUUCCCACCUGGCUCACGUCUUCUUCGACGAGGUGGUGAAGCAGAUGGUCUCUGCGUUCAUGCGGCGCGCUGCGCUGGUUCACGGUGAAGAGACGGCCAUCCCCCAGGAGCUCAUGUUCCACAAGAUACACCAGACGUAGCGCGGAGAAGCCGGCGGGACGAGAGGGCGAGGAGUGCCUUUCCUACAGAAACGACCAAGUUUAUUCUCAACAGUCUCUACUUUAGUGUUGUUUUUUUUUAUUUUAUUAUAUAUUUACAUAAACGUGUAUAACUGAUCCAGCUUGUUCUCGCAAUGGUGCUAAAAACAAACCGAUGUUUGUACUUUACUUUCUUCCCGUGACCCGAGCUAUGGAGUCGCAGGUUCACAGGUUGAGAUCAGGCGUCACGGCCGCAAAGUGGCGUCAACCACGACGCCUCUUUCGUUUAAAAAGCUGCUUUGGGAAGACUCGUUACAAGCACAUCUUCCAAAGGCCGAUUUCAGGAUGUGUAGUCGAUGAAUGUUGUGCAUCACUUGGCUCGGGAUGCCGUUAGAAGUUGAUUGGAGCCUUUUUAGAAAGUUACUGAAGGCGGCAGUGUGGCGGUAAAAGACUAAAUCUGCAGUUUUACUGAGGUUAAAUGUUCCUCUUCUCUUUAUAAUAUUAUUAUUAUUUUUUUAGCUUCCACACUAGAUUCUCUAAAGGUCUAACUACUGAGAAAGUAAUCAACAAAAAAAGAAGACAUGUCUGCAGAGGAGUUUAGAGUUUGGAACUAAUAAUAAUUUUCAUCAGUGUGAAAUUGGCAAUUAGUAAUUGUUUAGUGUGUUAAAUGUUUAAAAGUUUUUAAAAAGUGGGAAAAAUGUUUAUAAUGUCUCAAAAGGAUCGAUACGCUCACAACAGUCUAGAACCUGAAGAUGUGUGAUAGAGCGUCACAAAGGGGAAACGUCACAUUGUAAUAUUUGGUGCAAAGCGACUGAAGGGAGGAAUCGAUGACGUAACGUAGUUGUGUUGUGUUAUCUGUCGAUGGAUCAAUGGUCCACAGGUCAGAGUGAGGGCAGCAGUUCGUUUGUGGGGAAAGCCAACUUUGGGACGAGUUGAAUGCAAGAAACUGAAGAAAUCAAUGUUUAACUCUUUCUAUAAAACUGGUUAAUAGAGCAACAAGUCAGCACGUCAUUAUUUUUCUACGAGUAAAUGGAGCGUUAGUGUACAAAUCACUACGCUGCAAGUAUUAAACGAGCUGUCAACUAACCGGUGUUUUAUUUUGCUUUAUUAGGGAGAAGCUACUCUGUUCUUUUACUCCUUCCUGUUACACAUGCGGCGCUCUCGUCAUUGUUAUGGGAACAAUCCUGGACUUUAAGAGUUAAAGCUAAACUACAUGGCAAAGUGUGCAAUAUCUUUAGUCUAUAUGGUGUUCUUUUUUAAAAUGCGAAGCCAACAUGUAUAUUCACUGUUUGUACAAAAAGGGCCCGAACGGGCUGGCAGCACCUUCACCUGUCAGUCAGGACAUAAGCUCCGCCCUGAAGCCUUCGGGACGCACCUGUGACAGAUCAGAGCAUAUCGAUCUAUUUUAUGAAACAAUAAUUUUAUCAUGUUUGUGUAAAUACUGGUUUGAGCUAGAGAAAGUGUUUUUCAUGUGAAGGGGAAAGGACUGGUUUGAAUAUUUGUGUUGAAUCACUUCACAACCAACUGCAUGAUUUAUAAACUAUUUUUUUCUACAAACAAAA